Molecule: messenger RNA, 1695 nt
Organism: Aplysia californica (California sea hare)
Lineage: Eukaryota; Metazoa; Mollusca; Gastropoda; Aplysiida; Aplysiidae
Product: cytochrome c1, heme protein, mitochondrial
Exons: 8
Coding region: 51-971 (306 amino acids)
Biological process (GO): mitochondrial electron transport, ubiquinol to cytochrome c
Molecular function (GO): electron transfer activity; heme binding
Source: RefSeq, a predicted model, not a curated record
UGUAUGACAGUACGUGCUACUUUUUCUUUAGGACUGAGGUUAAAACCAAGAUGGCAGCCUUCGCUGGUCGCACCACGAAACAGGCACUUUUACGAGCGAAACCGGCUUUUGUAAACCAGAAGGCUACUCUUGUGUCCCUGCGUGGCAAAAAUGGAAAGAAAGUGGCUUGGCUUUUAGGAUCGUUAGCUGUAGGAGGUGGCACUGUGGUGGCCACUGCCCUGGCACAGCCUGCCUUUGCAAGUGACUUAGUUCUUCACCCACCCAAGUUUCCCUGGACUCACAACGGCCACUUAGCAGCUCUGGAUCAUGCUAGUGUGCGCCGAGGCUAUGAAGUUUACAAGCAAGUUUGUGCUGCCUGUCACAGUAUGAAAUAUUUAUGCUACCGUAACCUGGUCAAUGUGAUUAUGACUGAGGAUGAAGCAAAGGCUGAGGCAGAGGAGGCUUUAGUGGAAGAUGGACCCAAUGAUGCUGGUGAAAUGUUUGAGAGACCAGGCAAACUUUCUGACCACUUCCCUGACCCAUACAAAAAUGACGAGCAAGCAAGAGCUGCCAACAACGGGGCUCUGCCUCCUGAUCUUAGCUACAUUGUGCUGGCCCGCCAUGGAGGAGAGGAUUACAUAUUUUCGUUGCUGACUGGCUACUCUGACCCACCGGCUGGAGUGAAGUUGAUGGAAGGCCAGCACUUUAACGCCUACUUCCCUGGAGGAGCUAUUGGCAUGGCACAGGCUUUGUACAAUGAGAUCAUUGAGUACUCUGAUGGCACCCCUGCCACACAGAGUCAGCUGGCGAAAGAUGUUGCCACUUUCCUGAAAUGGGCCGGAGAACCUGAGCAUGAUGUUCGCAAACUGUAUGGAUUCAGGGCAUUGAUCAUUCUGAGUUUCUUGAUUGGCGUGACAUACUACAUGAAGAGACACAAGUGGAGUGUACUCAAGUCCAGAAAACUGGCUUUCAAGCCUCCCAGUUACAAGUGAUGACAGAGCAGCAACUAACCUAGGCUGGGGUCAGGGUCGUGGUACGUGAAAGGAAAAAGGGAAGAAUUUUACGGGGCAGAUUUUCGACUGUGAAAUAAUGCAAACUUAAAAAACACAAAGGAAUCUGGACUUUAGUACUUCAGAGAUUAUCUACUUUCUUCUCAGGCUGUCAACAUUGUCUUUUGUUCUCAGUGAGUUUUAAAUAUUUCUGUUGCAUUCAGCUUUAGUUAUCAUGGAAAUGUCUUUUCCUGUGGAAAUUAUUUUACAUUAGCCAUAUGACAUGUUUUAUUCCUUUUAAUGUCUCUGUUUUAGGAUGAUCUAGUGUAUAUGUGUAAAUUUGCCAUUUGUGUUUUGACUGGAAGGUAACUAUUACUUUCACUGUGGCAAACUGUGAAUUGUAUUGCAUAGGUAAAUAAAAGAUAUAAAAUACAGUGUCCUACUGCCUUUUGAUCAAUUUUGGAAUAUCCGUGAAGACAAAUUUCUUGGAGUACUGGUAUUGACAGAAUGACUUACUAUCAAGGUAACUAUUUAUUAUGUCUGCAACUGUAGAAGCAUGAAUGUCUCUGGCAAAUAGCAUAGUGAAAAUGGAGCUUUGGAUCAGGAAGAGGUUUUGUCUUCACUGUUUGUCCUGCCGUGGCUCAAGCAAUGUCUGUGACCGAUUCCCCCAUGCUGUAGCCAACACGAAGGUUUUUUUGUAUUAAAAUGAUAUGACAGUUUGACCAUA